AUGUAUGGUUUAAGACUCGUUCAAUUUUCUACGGACUUUUCUAAUCACACGGCUGCCUCGUUGACAGGCAAGAAGACGACGAAAGGCAAGAAGACGACGAAAGGCAAGAAGACGACGAAAGGCAAGAAGACGACGAAAGGCAAGAAGACGACGAAAGGCAAGAAGACGACGAAAGGCAAGAAGACGACGAAAGGCAAGAAGACGACGAAAGGCAAGAAGACGACGAAAGGCAAGAAGACGACGAAAGGCAAGAAGACGACGAAAGGCAAGAAGACGACGAAAGGCAAGAAGACGACGAAAGGCAAGAAGACGACGAAAGGCAAGAAGACGACGAAAGGCAAGAAGACGACGAAAGGCAAGAAGACGACGAAAGGCAAGAAGACGACGAAAGGCAAGAAGACGACGAAAGGCAAGAAGACGACGAAAGGCAAGAAGACGACGAAAGGCAAGAAGACGACGAAAGGCAAGAAGACGACGAAAGGCAAGAAGACGACGAAAGGCAAGAAGACGACGAAAGGCAAGAAGACGACGAAAGGCAAGAAGACGACGAAAGGCAAGAAGACGACGAAAGGCAAGAAGACGACGAAAGGCAAGAAGACGACGAAAGACAAGAAGACGACGAAAGACAAGAAGACGACGAAAGACAAGAAGACGACGAAAGACAAGAAGACGACGAAAGACAAGAAGACGACGAAAGACAAGAAGACGACGAAAGACAAGAAGACGACGAAAGACAAGAAGACGACGAAAGACAAGAAGACGACGAAAGACAAGAAGACGACGAAAGACAAGAAGACGACGAAAGACAAGAAGACGACGAAAGACAAGAAGACGACGAAAGACAAGAAGACGACGAAAGACAAGAAGACGACGAAAGACAAGAAGACGACGAAAGACAAGAAGACGACGAAAGACAAGAAGACGACGAAAGACAAGAAGACGACUCCAGCAGUUGCGCUGGCAGCGCGGGCGGCAGAGAGCAAUAACCCGCUGUCCUCAGCGAUGCAGGAAGCGCUGAGAACGCCAAGGAGGCCGGCAGCGAACGACCUCUAG
This is a messenger RNA of Schistocerca cancellata (South American locust), 1053 nucleotides long. Its product is annotated as micronuclear linker histone polyprotein-like. NCBI's taxonomy places the organism in Eukaryota, Metazoa, Arthropoda, Insecta, Orthoptera, Acrididae. The record is from RefSeq and is a predicted model, not a curated record. The transcript has a single exon. The coding region runs from base 1 to 1053 and encodes 350 amino acids.